Saccostrea cuccullata (small rock oyster) is the source of this 3287-nucleotide messenger RNA. RefSeq lists its product as uncharacterized. Gene Ontology annotation, molecular function: protein binding. Gene Ontology annotation, biological process: signal transduction. The record is from RefSeq and is a predicted model, not a curated record. Bases 63 to 2696 code for a protein of 877 amino acids. The transcript is spliced from 8 exons. Lineage: Eukaryota; Metazoa; Mollusca; Bivalvia; Ostreida; Ostreidae.
CAAAGGAAGCAUUUGAAAAUGAAUUGCGACAUGGCGCUUGCAAAAUUAGACAAGUUCGAAUAAUGGUUGUUGGUCAUUAUGGAGUAGGCAAGACAACAUUGACAUACGGUUUAAUAGGAAAAGAUAUGAAAGGAAUUGAAAGCACUGAUGGUAUAGAUUUGUUUCGAGCUCGAUGUCGAAUAGAUGAUUCAAAUGAUGACACCGGAGAGUGGUGUUUAGUUCAAGAUAACUUUAUUUCUCCUGCUGCCUUGGCAGCGGCACCAAAUACAGUACUUUUCGACAGGAAAGGAAAGAAAACAAACUUUAAAAUAUCUGAUGAAACGUAUGAUAUAUUUAAAGCUGUUACGGCCUUGGCAGAAGAAAAGCAGAAACAUUCAUUUGAUAACGUUUCGGAUCCUAAUAGUACGACAACCCAAACUAGUACAUCGUUAUUGAAACCUGUAUAUAAAUCUCAAAAAACUCUCAUGCAUAAUAAAACUAACAAUGCAAACAAUGUUCCGUGUGUAAGACCCGAUCAAUCUUCAAAUGAAAACGAGGAAAGAAGCAAAUAUUCUUCGGAAUUUUAUGAAAAGUCACAGAAAGCACGAACAGCAGAGCUUGAAGAUCGAAUGAAAGAUAUAUUUAUCGACAUGUGGGACUUUGGAGGUCAGAAUGUGUUCUACACAACUCACCAGAGCUUUCUAACUAGUCGAUGUAUGUACUUGCUUGUCAUUAAUUGCGCCAAAGACUUGAAUGCAACACUUCAAGACAAGAGCUUACACCCGACACAGCAAUCAGAAUCUAAAAUUGAAGACUUUAUAGACUUUUGGAUAUCUACAAUAACAAAUUAUGCAAAGAGCAACGAAUCAGGAUUCCCUCGUAUAAUUCUUAUUGGGACACAUAUCGAUGAAAUAGAAAGAAAUCCAUCCUAUAGAGUAGAAAAGAUUUGUGCACAAAUAAAGGAAAAGUAUCAUAGACUGGUUUCUAACAAACAGCUAAUCAUCAAUGAACGUCUAUUUUUUAAUGCUAAAGAGACAGAUGAAGAAAAAUAUGUUGCCCUUAGAGAUUUUAUCUUAGAAGAAGCGAAACUUCAGCCUCAUUGGGAAGAGCCUUUCCCAAAAUCAUGGCUUCAUUUGUUAGAUUUCAUUGUAACUAAAAGAGAGGAAGGGAUUGACAUUCUAACUUUAAAAGAACUGAAAGAGUUCAAUCAGAACUCAAUAGUACCCAUUGAAGAUUCUUCUUUGGAAAACAUGCUUCAACGACAACAUGAAAUUGGCGACAUUAUCUUCUUCAAUACCAAGCUGCUGAAGAAUAUCAUAAUAUUAGAUCCUUCAUUCCUAAUAAGAGCUCUAAAAUGUCUCAUUUCAACAGAAGGCCACAUGAAAAAAUCAGGAUGGAAUUUGGAAUGUUGGAAGAAUUUGUCAACUAAAGGAGUUGUCUUAGAAGAUACUAUAAAAUCGAUAUGGGCAAAUAAUGAACUACUUCACAAGUAUUCUGAUGUCUUGCUGAGUGUUUUUCAACACAUGGACAUAAUUGUAAAGCCAAAGUCAUAUGUUGGUGGAAAGGAAGUACAUGUCAACCAGCAAAAAAUAUACCUUAUUCCUUGUAUGAUUGAGGAAUCAGACAGUAAAGAGAGAGUGGACACAUUCCUUAAGAAUUCAGAAAAGCUUUACAAGUCGUUUGACGUUUCGAUAAACAAAGAGCUCAUCCCUCCAGCUAUUGGAUACAGAUUGCUAUCCUUCUGUACAUCUAUGUGGCCAGUGGUCAAAGAAAGCUUGUUUACUGCCUGUGGAUUUUUCCGAUUAGAUCUUCAUCACAUUCUAAUAUUACGAGCAUUUCCUACAUACAUUCGAGUGUAUGUAGUCCAUAGGAGGUCUAAAGAAAGUAUCAGUGCUGCUCUCUACAACAGUGUCAAUAUAACACUCAUGUCUUUUCUUGAGGCAUGUUUACUUCCAUUCCAUGAAAAUCUCUCAGUCAACAGCGACUUUCAGGAAUUACAGGAUGAUAUUUCAACUCCUGAAUCCCAAAUGCAUUGCAAUACAGACUGCCCAGGUAUUGGAUUUACUUGCAAAGAAAAGACGGUAGAGGAUGUUGAACUAUCACGACUAGCAAGGUUGUUGACGGACCCGUUUCAAAAACACCAGCUUGGUACAGAACUGGGGAUCACACAGAAAGAAAUGGAUAGGAUAGUGGCGGAACACGGGUCACAAAAUGACCAGAUGUUUUACGUAUUGUAUGAAUGGCGAAAAAGACCAAAACCUACUUUCUCUUAUCUCCAAGAUGCUUUAGAGCGAUGCAAUAUUGACAUUCAUAAUUUGUGUAAGGUCUGCAAAACCAACUAUAUUGAUACGCAAGUCAUGCAAAAUAUCCCUAAGGAGGAACUUGAUAAAGAUUUGACCGACCAGGAACUUGAUCAAGUUGCACUGAGGAUUGGACGAGAAUAUUUCCAGUUUCUUCUAGAGUUGGGCUUACCAGUUAGCCAAAUAGAACAAGUCAUGGACGAAAACAGAGAUAAUGUUCUAAGGGGAAUUCAAAAGCUUCUGCACAUUUGGAGAGAAGGAAGUAAAUUCAAGCCCACCGUAAAGAUGCUAGGGUGUGCAUUAUUACAAUGUGACGGUGAUUUUAAUUCAUUUUGUGAAUUAAUUGCACCAACACAAGAUGACGAUUUAUGGCUUCCACAUUCUUUAUUUCCAAAUGACGGAAAUGCACAUAUCUAAGAAAGACACACGAAUAUUUAUUUUUUAAAAUACUCCAUUUACCACCAUUUAAUAUGUCGCCCAGGUCAUCUGCGGAUCUAAAGGGGACAAGAGGAAUGCUAACUAGACCCCUUCAGUGAUUUUCAGGAUUAAUACGUUUCUAAAUUUAUACAGUAAAGUAACCAAAAUGACAAUGGGGAGCCCCCCCCCCCACCUCAUCCUCAGGAGAAAGGGAUCCUUGGUUAAUGGUAAGAAGGAGUAAUAGACAACGAAAUAAACUAACACGACCUUCCUUAUCAAAUAAUUUUCUAGUUUCGACAAAGUUCGCCCUCGUGCUUAAUUGUUAAAAUAUUCCAUUGUUGCUGGAAUUUUUUUUGAGUGGACGUGGGCCCUCCUCUCCCGGAAAAAAAUCGUGUAUUGCGCACAUUUUAGAAUAUCAGGUGAUCUGAUUAACUAGUAUAUUCUUUUGUGUGUAAAAGAGAGGUUUAAAUCUUUAGAGGGAAAAUACAACAAGUUUAAUAAGGAUGAAAACUACCAUAGUGCAAAUUCAUGUACUAAUUUAUAACAGAUUUACAUUAAUUCAUACAUGUACUUGUAUGUCGACUUGAUAUG